Syzygium oleosum is the source of this 2111-nucleotide messenger RNA. RefSeq names its product membrane-bound transcription factor site-2 protease homolog. NCBI's taxonomy places the organism in Eukaryota, Viridiplantae, Streptophyta, Magnoliopsida, Myrtales, Myrtaceae. The transcript is spliced from 10 exons. Bases 35 to 1708 code for a protein of 557 amino acids. Gene Ontology annotation, biological process: regulation of response to endoplasmic reticulum stress; membrane protein intracellular domain proteolysis. Gene Ontology annotation, molecular function: protein binding; metalloendopeptidase activity. Gene Ontology annotation, cellular component: membrane; cytoplasm. The record is from RefSeq and is a predicted model, not a curated record.
UCGCCGCUUUCGUGAGUGAUGACGAGGUAAGAGAAUGGGACGAGGAAGACGAUCCAGAAGGUUCGGGAUCGGAACGACGGAGAGGCAUGGCGGCGGCGGCGGUGCCGGGUUGUUGCCCCUUGUCCGGCCCACGUCCCCCACGCCCGCCGCUCAUCGUCGUCUCCACAGCAGCAGCAGCAGCAGCAGCAGCGCCUCCUGUUCCUGUUGGUACUGCGAUUUCAAAAUCUAUGCCCUGAACGAGCCGCUUCUUCAUCUUGGCCGAAGAUACUCCAGGCAUUUUCGGCUAUGGUUUUCCAUCGGCGUUGGAUUCGCCGUCGCGUCAUUGCUUGGCAUUGCUCUGGGUCUCCUUUACGAGUUAGCUCGGUCGUUGCAUGUUCUCCACUGCAAAGUGGAGCUCAGCAGCCUACUGUUUGGAUUUUCUCCCAUGGUUUCUGAUAUGACCGUCUCCCUUGCUGAUGCUGGAUAUAUUUUCCUAUCGACCUUGAUAUCCGUGUCCUGUCAUGAAUUCGGGCAUGCUGUCGCUGCUGCAAGCGAGGGUAUACAAGCAGAAUAUGUUGCCAUUUUUGUAGCGGUAUUGUUUCCUGGUGCCCUGGUGGCCUUUGAUUAUGAGCUCCUGCAGGCAGUGCCAAAAUUUUCAGCUCUUCGCAUAUACUGUGCUGGUAUAUGGCAUAAUGCCGUGAUAUGUGCGAUCUGUGGAUUGACAUUGCUACUUUUACCAUGGAUCCUUUUGCCCAUGUACAUACAUGGUGAAAACCCUAUGGUUUUGGACGUGCCUAAUUCCUCGCCUCUCUAUGGUUACCUAUCUCCUCAUGACAUGAUCUUGUCAGUGGAUGGCAUACCCAUUCACAGUCCACAAGAGUGGGUGGAUCUGACUGCUUUGAUUGAUGGAGUUGCAUUUCCAGAAUCAAACUAUACUAAACAGAACAGAGAUGUUAGGGAAGGCAAUGGUGAGAAGGGAUAUUGCGUCCCCAAUGUUUUAAUAGAAGGAAGCGAGAAGAUUCAAUUGGUAGAUAACAUAUCAACUUGUCCUUACGACUUUAGCAGCUUUACUAGGACUCCUUGCUCAGAAACAAGUUUGUUAUAUGACCACCCUGGAGACAGUGCUGCAAUUAGAAGAGAUCGCACAUACUGCUUGAACUCACAGGAAAUUGUCAAGCUUAAAAAGUGCGGCACUGGGUGGCUCAAAGCUGUCACCAAUGGAAGCAGCUGCAUUUGUUCAGAGGAUGAAUCAUGCUUAGCUCCAAUACACGACCCAGGUUCAACAUGGAUUGAGAUCUCGUAUGCAAGCCCCUAUUCUAAAGAAUGCUUGCAAUCCAUUAGAAAAUUAGAUCCCAGUUCUCAGACUUCUCUAUCUACAGAACCAAACUGCAGUGGAAGUUUUGUUUAUGUCGGUGACUUGAUCUCCUUGGCACAGUCAGUUUGGUUAACAGCAUAUCAACCGCGCUGGGCAUUUGGAAUUGGCACAUAUCUCCCACAUGUCCUGGAAAAGAUUGUGACAUGCACCUUCCAUGUCUCUCUAAUGCUAGCUAUUGUCAAUGGUUUACCAGUAUUCCUAUUGGAUGGAGAAUCCAUAUUGGAAGCAGGUCUUUGCUACAGUGGUUUGCUGAGGCCAAGGGAAAGAGAAAGAGUUCUCCGAGUAAUCCUCUGGACUGGAACGGUGAUGUCUAUCAUUGCCCUGUUGAGGAUGGUUCACACAGCCUUUCUUUGAGCUACAGAUGUUACAUAUGUAUCGAGAACUUAGGUUUCAUUUUUUUGCGCAAAACAUAUGGACUUUGCUCAGAGACUCUCAAUUAGGUAGUACCUUUUGUUUAUUUUUUUGAUUUUUUUUGUCAAUUAUACACGAUGCUAGCCUUCCUCAUGCUGUGAUUUAGACUCGUUACUGUCAAUUGUAGAUACUCUGGCAGUGAGAACCCUACACAAGAAUGUGAUACCUUGAGGGAGCAAUCCGGUGAGAAAACUCAUGUAUGUUUCUGAUUUAGGAGGACCUUUUAACUUAUUCUUAGGACGGACUGGUUGAAGGGCCAAACUAGCUAGUGGACCACAUUUUUUUGGCUAACGUAAUGUAGAGAUAUGAAAUGAAACCCUGCUCGCUAGUGGAGCACAUUUGUUAA